Molecule: messenger RNA, 1717 nt
Organism: Nelumbo nucifera (sacred lotus)
Lineage: Eukaryota; Viridiplantae; Streptophyta; Magnoliopsida; Proteales; Nelumbonaceae
Product: UDP-xylose transporter 1-like
Source: RefSeq, a predicted model, not a curated record
CUGAACCUUUGUUUUGAGCUCCAUCCAUCUCUUCCGCGCGUCCAUCCUCGCCGGACAGUGGCAAAUAUCCACCCUCAAUUUUCCACCCGGGAUCCUGAUACCUUGUCGACGGUUCAGUGAGUCCAGUUAAUGAGAUGCCUGGUCUGUAGCUUUUACAUCGUUCAGUGAUUGAAAGGAGCUCCCACGGUACUUUUGGCUGGGGUGAUCCCAUUGAGCUGUAGCCUGUAAGGAAGGACUAUAAGUACUACAGCUGGCUUUUAGCAAAAUGGGUGAUACACCAAGCUUACAACUGGGUGUUAUCGGAGCUCUGGUUCUAUCCGUGGCAUCAUCAGUGGCCAUUGUCAUCUGCAACAAAGCUUUGAUGAGCAAUCUCGGUUUCCCAUUUGCUACAAGCCUGACUAGCUGGCAUCUCAUGGUUACGUUUUGCACUCUUCACGUGGCACAACGCUUCAAUGUGUUCGAGAGCAAGUCCAUUGACAUGAAGACUGUGAUGCUGUUUGGCAUUCUGAAUGGUGUAUCCAUUGGACUCCUCAACUUAAGCCUUGGGUUCAACUCCGUUGGCUUCUACCAGAUGACAAAACUUGCAAUUAUACCCUUCACUGUGUUAUUGGAGACUGUCUUCCUAAAAAAGCAAUUCAGCCAGAAGAUAAAGUUUUCACUUUUGCUUUUGCUUGUUGGAGUAGGAAUUGCAUCCAUAACUGAUCUCCAACUCAAUCUCCUUGGAUCCAUCCUUUCAAUUCUGGCUAUUGCAACAACAUGUGUUGGUCAAAUUUUAACAAACACCAUACAAAAGAGGCUCAAUGUAUCGUCUACGCAGCUGCUCUACCAGUCUGCGCCAUUUCAAGCGGCUAUACUUUUCGUCUCAGGUCCCUUUUUAGAUCAGUGCCUCACUAAGCAAAAUGUUUUUGCCUUCAGAUACUCCCCACUGGUCUUGACAUUCAUCAUCCUUUCAUGCUUGAUAUCAGUGUCUGUGAACUUUAGCACCUUCUUGGUAAUAGGCAAAACAUCCCCAGUGACGUACCAAGUGCUUGGCCAUCUAAAGACUUGUCUCGUUCUCGGCUUUGGAUAUACAUUGCUACAUGACCCCUUUACUGAAAGGAACAUUAUUGGCAUCUUCAUUGCCAUUUUUGGGAUGGGCUUGUAUUCCUACUUCUGCACACAUGAAAAUAAAAAGAAACAGGCUGCUGACCUUUUGUUGACAGUUGUUUCUCAGAUCAAAGACAAAGAAACUGCGCCUCUGCUGGGGGGUAAGAAUAUGGGCCUCCAAGAUAAAGAAAGUCAUGAGGUAAACAAGUCUUCCAAGGAUUCCCUUGUUUAAAUUUUAAAACAAGAUAGUAGAUAUUAAAAAAAAAAAGGUUAAAAAAGCCUUUCAGAUAUUUUGAAGAGUGUAGGUGUAAAUGAUUAUAUGAUUCUUUAAAUAAGAUUUCAAAUUCUUCGUUCAUUGGGCCUUCCUCUUCGCAGUGCCAUAACUUUUAGUUAUUGUUUUGGGGCCAAAUGAGUGACAAACACGUCAGGGUGUCUUAUGUUCUACCUAACGAAAAGUUAAUGUUGACGUCGACCUUUCCUCGACUCUUCAGUCUUCACCCUUGGAUUCUAUAUCUUGCUUUAGUUCUUUUGUAUGACAUUAUCUAAUGAAUUAAUGUGCCUACUUAAUGAAAGCACGUUGCUUAUGUAUAAUAUGCAUGAUUAUAAUAUAAACAUAUCAUUUUUUGCUCAU